Messenger RNA from Colletotrichum siamense, 6024 nucleotides. RefSeq names its product Chromatin remodeling factor mit1 (gene mit1). The record is from RefSeq and is a predicted model, not a curated record. The coding region runs from base 1 to 6024 and encodes 2007 amino acids. Gene Ontology annotation, biological process: negative regulation of transcription by RNA polymerase II; chromatin remodeling. Gene Ontology annotation, molecular function: ATP hydrolysis activity; ATP binding; chromatin binding. Gene Ontology annotation, cellular component: nucleus; chromatin. Lineage: Eukaryota; Fungi; Ascomycota; Sordariomycetes; Glomerellales; Glomerellaceae. The transcript has 8 exons.
AUGGAGGACUUCACGAACACCGCUGACGACGAUAUCGUCCAGUCUGUUACAGGCUCUCCAAGCGAUGCACUGAUAGGCCUCGACCAAUCCGACCCCGCUGUCAACGAGGAUAUUCUCGAAGAGGCUACAGUCGAUACCUUCGACGGCGCAUUCCCCACCGAUGCCGCGACGAAAGGCCAUCUGCCGCAGGGCGCUACGAUACAGGACUCAGACGAUUUUGACCCAGAAGAACCUUUGCCUUCGAUAGACACUUACGAGGAGGUGGCGCCUGUUGCUACAAUGUCGGAACCAGUCGUCGGCCUGGAAACUGCGUCUACCAACAUGGAGGCUGCGGAAGGAGUUCCCGAAGAGGUUACGCAUGACCGAGUUCGCCCAGUCCGGAUAGAAAUUGUUCUACGGCGUCUAUCCCCCGAAGAGUGCGCGCAAUACCGUACCAUCAAGAGCGACGUCGUUGACGAGGUCAUUGGAGAGGUGGAAGGGCCCGAAUCAGAAUUGUGGUACAGCGUCGAGUUCACCGAUGGACGACAAGAUAUUAUACCGUUCGGAGACCUUCUUGCCUACGACGGGGGUGAAUCUGCUCUUCAGAAAAUGCAGGGCGACGUGGACUCUGAGGUCGAGACUGGCGCCUUCCACGGGCAGAAGCGAUCUUGGGAGGACACUUUGGAGGAUUCCGAGGCCGAUUCUCAGGCGGACCUGGAUCUCAUGGAACUUGAUGAAGAAGAGUUACCUCGCCAAUCGAAACGUCAACGAAGCGUCGUUCAGCGCAGCGCCCGCCUCACAUCCAUCAUUGAUUCCGAUGAUGAAGACGAAGACGAAGUUUCUUCCCGUCGUUCGCGACGUCAACGCACGACCACCAGACAGAGCACCCGCCAAAACUCCCACGCUGCUGUCUCUGACGAUGAAGAUGAGAACCGGCGGACUCGUUCACGAAGACACGAGUCUUCCCAGCCACAGCGACAACUGAGAGAACGAACUCAAAAGCAGCUCACACUCACUAGCAUGGCUUUCGGAAACCCCAGUUUGACCCGCGAUGAUGACAUGGACGAACUUUCCCAAGAUCCCCCUCCUCAGCAAUCUGACGGAGAAGACGACGAUUUCACGUUCAUUACAUCGGACCUUCAGCCAAAGCCAGGCCGAGGCAGGCGCAAGCAGCCCAGACGAUCAAAAUCCUCUAAAGCAAAGCCCGAAGCGAAACCCAGAUCACGCGAUUCUUCGAUCGAGUUUGAGGAUCGCCGUCGAUCCGGCAGAUCUACCAGAAACAAGGCUAGCAUGCUCGACUCCGCCCCGAUGGACGAGGAAUCCUUUUACAUCGAGGACACUGCUCCGGUUGGAGCACCAAGAGUGAUGAAUGUCAAGGAGGUCUUCAAGCAACUUCCACAUGAUUCGCCAUUCUUGACCUUCCACUCAGAUAUCUGCAGCAGUUGCAACGUUGGGCCCGCCGCCAACAAAGGUCCUCUUGUCAGCUGCCAGGGCUGCUCCAUGUCAUUUCACAAAGUUUGCCUGGGCUACAGAUCAGCCAGAGAACACUUGGUUACGAAGGUUGGGGCGGAAGACUUCGUCCUCCAGUGCAAGUACUGCAUUGGCUUCUACGGCAAGAAGGAUAAGCAUGCCCCUCGUCAUCACAACUGCCAGGGAUGCGAAAAGCCGGGACGUUCUUGUGCAGCAUUUUCGCCAAGGAGAACGCCAAAGCAAGAAGAAAAGCUUCGAGUUGAGAAUGGAGGCGAGGAUCCCAUCGCACCUGUGGACCCGGCUCUCGUCAACAAUGCAGAAAACGUCCUCUUUCGGUGCACCUCAUGCAAGCGCGGCUGGCACUAUGAACACCUGCCGUCUUCUCAGAUGGACACCGACUUAUCCAAUGUCCGUGACCAACGUCUCUCUGAGUACUCAGUGGACUGGAAGUGCCAUGAUUGCGCCAUGGUUUCCCACAAGAUUCAGACCUUGGUUGCCUGGAGACUUACAAAGAAGGACUCCUUUUCAGACGGAAUGACAUACAGCGACUUCUAUGAAGACGAGAAAGACUACCUCAUCAAAUGGGCGGACUGCUCAUACUUUCACUGUACCUGGAUGCCUGGGGCCUGGGUGUUUCACAUGGCUCCUGGAGCUAUGCGGAAUUCAUUUGCGAAGAGGGACGCAGAGCAAAAUCUGUGUUUGAGAUGGACAACUGAUGAGGCUAUCCCGGAGGAAUACCUUCUUACAGACGUCAUCCUCGCUGCCAAAGUCAAGAACGGACGAUCACGAAGCCUGCAGGACGACAUGGAGCGGAUCGGGAGUGUCGACAAGAUUUACGUCAAGUUCCAAGGCUUAGGGUACGAUGAGGCCGUUUGGGAUAAGCCCCCAAAGCCAGACACUGGGGAGAUCUACAAUACGUUCAAGGCUGCCUACUACGAGUAUCUCACUGGCAAAUAUUUCGUCAGUCCCACGAACCACAAGAUGAAACAGCGAGUGAAUGAUUGGAAGGAGGAAAAGUUCGUCGCUUUAACCGAGCAGCCCAAAGCAAUCCGACGGGGCAACCUCAUGGCCUACCAGCUCGAAGGCGUCAACUGGCUGUUGUACAACUACCACGAAGACAAGAAUGUCAUUCUUGCCGACGAGAUGGGACUCGGGAAGACAGUUCAAGUCGUUAGCUUGAUCUCUGCCCUGGCUUUAGGCGAACCUAAGUGUUGGCCAUUUCUGGUCGUUGUACCAAAUGCUACUUGUCCAAACUGGCGCCGCGAGAUCAAGCAAUGGGCCCCAGAGCUUCGAGUUGUGACCUACCAUGGCGGCAAGCAACCCCAGGAACUAGCCUACAAAUACGAGCUCUUCCCCAACGGCUCGUCAGACAUCAAGGCCCAUGUUGUGGUCAUGUCAUACGACUCCGCUCAGGAUGACCGUACGAGGAACCUGUUUCGCUCUGUGCAGUGGGCCGGGUUGAUUGUUGAUGAAGGUCAACGACUCAAGAAUGACAAGAGCUUGCUGUACCUGGCAUUGCGCGCGAUGCGGUUCCCCUUCCGACUUCUCCUGACAGGCACGCCAUUGCAAAACAACAAGCGAGAGCUCUUCAAUUUGUUGCAAUUCAUCGACCCUACGCAGAAUGCUGAGAAGUUGGACGAACAGUACCAGGAGUUGAACGCACAGAACCUGCCAGAACUUCAUGGGCGAAUCAAGCAAUAUUUCUUGAGACGAACGAAAGCUCAGGUUCUGAAGUUCCUGCCUCCGAUGGCGCAGAUCAUUGUGCCAGUCUCAAUGUCGAUCCUUCAGGAGAAGCUAUGCAAAUCUAUUAUGGCGAAAAGCCCCGACCUCAUCAAGGCAAUCUUUGCAGAUGACAAGAUCAACAAGAAAGAGCGUGGUAGUCUGAACAACAUCCUCAUGCAGUUGCGGAAGUGUCUUUGCCAUCCUUUCAUGUAUAGCGAUGCGAUUGAGGAGAGAGCUGUGGACCACGUCAAGAUGCAUGAGAACCUGGUUUCUGCGUCUGGCAAGCUGAUGCUGCUUAGUAUCAUGUUGCCCAAACUCAAGGAGCGUGGACACCGUGUGCUCAUCUUCAGCCAGUUCUUGGAUCAACUGGAUAUCGUUGAGGACUUUUUGAACGGCCUGGGCUUCUUGCACAGGCGUCUUGACGGCAAGAUCAACAGCCACGAGAAACAGAAGCAUAUCGACGCAUUCAACGCCCCGGAUUCCGAAGUCUUCGCCUUUCUCCUCUCAACCAGAGCAGGAGGCGUAGGUAUCAACCUUGCAACAGCAGAUACUGUCAUCAUCCUAGAUCCUGAUUUCAACCCCCACCAGGAUAUUCAAGCCAUCUCUCGCGCGCACAGAAUCGGUCAGAAGCACAAGGUUCUCUGUUUCCAGCUCAUGACGAAGAACUCCGCGGAGGAGAAGAUCAUGCAGAUUGGCCGCAAGAAGAUGGCUCUUGAUCAUGUGUUGAUUGAGGCUAUGGACGACACAGGGGAGCCGGAUGAUUUGGAAUCGAUCCUCAAAUUCGGAGCUACUGCGCUUUUCAGCGAUGACCAAAACGAAAAGGACAUCAUACGUUACGAUGAGGCAAGUGUUGAAAAACUUCUCGAUCGUUCUCAUAUCGAGCAAACAAGCACUGGCCAAGAUGAAUCCGCCGAAUCGACAUUUUCGUUCGCUCGCGUCUGGGCUAACGACAAGGGCGGGUUCGAGGAUAACCUGGCAGAGGAGAACGAACCUACCGUGAACCCUAAUGUUUGGGAGGAGAUUCUUGCUGAGAGAGAGGCCGAGGCCAAAAGACUAGCGGAGUUGAACAAGGAAGUUCUUGGUCGUGGAGGACGUCGCCGCCAGGCCGUGAACUACAAGACGAACGCCCCCAUUGCUACUGAUCUUGCUGUCGACCACAGCGGUAGUUCCGAUAACGACGAGGACUUCGUGGGUGGUGAGGACGAGGAGCCUGAUACUGACCCAGAGGACAGGAACACGAUGAGCAAAGAAGACGCCCUCUACGCGGAAAACACCAAAGAGAGACGCCGCGGCAUCCUCCAAGACGUCAAAGUCGGCCAAGUCAACCCCCCAAAAACGAGCUCCAAGAAAGACGCCAAAGUCAACCCCAAACAAAACCAAAACCAAAACCACCACAUCCAAAGCCACUCCAUCCAAGGCUACCCCAACCAAGGCCUCCAGCCAGGCAGCCAAGUCAACCAAGGAUUCCACGGCAUCGCAGCCCAAAGAGCCUACCAAAACGGAACGCAGUAUUCUACUACCAACCCCCCAGGAUACUCCAACCCCGUCCAGCCCGGCUUACAGAUCUUCCCGCUCGCCAACGGUGGAAAACGAGGCCGACCCCCAAAGUACGGCCGACCAUUAAAGUAUGACAUGGCAUGGCUUGACAAUGUCCACAUCUCCGCAUCGAUCACGAACGGAAUCAGUGGCGUGCGGAUUUGCGGCAUGGAAACAUCCACCUCUCUCCAGGCGAGGGACCUCCGAUACCCUGGCGAGAUGCCUCCUGCCUCCUUCCGUCGUUACCAACCUCAACACCAUCACCAACAACAGGCGCCGAUGAGGCACAUGCUCGCCAACGCCGCCCCCGCGCCACGCAGCAUCGACGCUCCGAACUGGCGAAUGGGUAUGAACAUGACGACAGCUACUGCCCAAGUUCACGGCCAUUACCACACGCCCAGUCUGACCAGCGGUCCUGAAUACAUGGCUAUGGGAGCCCCUAACGCAGAGAACCAACCUGCUACGGACCAAGGUCAGGACGUGGGCGUCGACACAUCGGGCUUUUACGCCUACUGCCUCGACCGCGGCAACGGCAACUACACCAGACUCGUUCCUGCUGAUACUCUCCCACCCUUGGUCGGCAUCCCAGCUGUGCAGCACGGUGCUGAGGGCAUGCUUGUACUGCCCUCGCCGCGAGGGCUGGAUCACCAGAAUCCAUCGGGUGGUCCCAUCCAGCCGGUCGCGUUCAAGAAGAGAAUCGACCACAUCGUUGCCUCCUCUCCCGCCCCGCCCAAGAAGCCCAAGAUUUACUGCGACAAGUGGGUUCACGAGGGCGUUUGCGCCUUCACGCAGCAAGGAUGCAAGUACAAGCACGAGAUGCCGCUGGACAAGGCUACUCAACACUCCCUCGGUCUGUUCCAUGGCCUGCCGACCUGGUGGAAGAAGCAGCAAGCGGAGCUGCAACGCCAGCAACAACAGCAGGAAGCAAGCGGCACCGAGACGUUCUACGACGCCCAGCCCCAGCAAGGAGCACUUCCGUCACCCAUCAGGUCUGAAAAGGACCUCUCAAGUCCAGCGAGAGCAUCGCAGUCAUGGAGACGAGUCGAAGGUGCAAGGCCGCAGGGUCACAUGCGCUCGUCGUCGCCCACAAGACAGAACGAAAGCGGUUACAGGACUACCGCAGAGCAGAGGACUGCGUAUUCCCAGGGCAUGAUUUCUCCUGCUUCCCCUUGCGUCUGGGGUCCCAUCGGCCCUCCGUCGAAGCGAACGGCCGACCACCCCCACAGGUACCACCAAAGCCUGGGUGGCUUCGGAAUGCCGAACAACUUUUCUAUGCUGAACGAUAUGGGUGAACGAGAUAAUGGAUCUCGGUACUAA